This is a messenger RNA of Acanthoscelides obtectus, 6022 nucleotides long. Lineage: Eukaryota; Metazoa; Arthropoda; Insecta; Coleoptera; Chrysomelidae. The record is from the annotation of a GenBank genome assembly.
UGGAACAUUCGACAGAUUUCAGCUUUACGUACCCACCCAACCAACUUGUCGAUACUUUUUCUUAUUUCUAAUUCAUACAUCUUAAACCGAAAACUUAUAUAAAAUACAUAGAUGUCAACUGACAGUAAAAUAAGUAAACAAACUUUUGUUUCCAAAGGCAACUUGAUAUUAUUGUGACAUGAAUAAAUAGUACCGUUGGCGCCAUCUGUUGGGAGACUCUCCUACUCGCCAGAGCUGCAUGGCCGAUCUCUGUUUUUACGCGGAUCACGACCGCACACGCCGCUUGGCGCCAUCUGUGAGGACCGUACCAGUGACUCGCCUUCUAGAUCGACGCGAAGCGACCUCGACGAUUCUGGAAGGCCGCUAUGUGGCUCCCGGGAUUCUUCUCGAAUCAACGAUGCGGACUACAUAACUCGACGGCCGGUAGAGGGAAGCAGAGUACAGUAGAAUAGAGCAGAGGGGAGUAUAGUUCAGUUAAUGGCACGGCAUAAGAAUUAGACAUAAAUAGUGGUGUAUCCACACCCAAAUGAACCCAGAAAAACGUUACAUUAUUUUGUUAAAAUUAAAGCCAAUGAAUUUUGUGCUAAAACUUUUAAGACCUACGUUAUAAGUAGUUUUUGAGAAAGUUAGAUCAUUCAAAAUUUAUGCUGCUUGCUUUCGCUGACUAUUUAUUUUCCAUGUUAAUCUAAACAUCGUUCUAAUAAUCCGUAAAACAACCAUUACAAAUAACAUUAUACUAUACAUCUCUUUAUUUUCCAUAAUGACCAGUGCUAAUCAUGAAACAAAUAUCGAAUAUGCCAAAUAUCCGUAACAACAGAAACUGUACUACUCCUAACAUUAUAUAACUGCUUAGCAUAUUAACACGGAACACUGAAAAAUGGCCAGCGUUGAAGAGAGUAAGGAAAAGACUUUGCAAAUAGCCUUAAACGAUUUAGGGCGCAGUGAAAAUGACCUACAAGCCGAAUUAGAUUCGUUGAAGGAGUGGUUCAAAACUCAAAAGCACUUGCCUGAGAUACCUGAUGAUCACAUAUUGAUAAACCAAAUUUUGUCAAACAAAUUCCAUAUGGAAAAAACCAAGAAAAAAAUUGACACUUACUACACGAUUAGAUCGAUAUUGCCGGAAAUAUUUGAGAACAGCAACCCGAAUCGACCAAGCAUGAAGAGCGUCCUCAAACAAAUAGCUUUAUUUCCACUGGGGGUAACUGAAAGUGGUCACAGGGUAGGCAUGUUCUGGAUGGACUUGGACAAAAACGACCAAACAAUCAGUCCGUAUAACGUCGCCAGCCAAAUAAUUAAUUCGAUCGAGGUCAUGGCCCAUGAGUCAAUUACUCUUCCAUGGAUUACGAUACAUGAUUAUGGAAAAUUGACUACUGAAUAUCUAACCAAAAUCAAUCCAGUCACCAUCAAGAAGACAUUUGUACCUCUGAAAAUGUUUAGUAUUAGACAAAAAGAAAUACAUAUAGUCAAUAUCCCGAAAUAUGCUGAAUAUUCUUAAACAUGUAUAACAGUUCUUUAUACCGAAGAUCCGCGACAGGUUUAUCGUGCACAGCUCACCGAACGAGCUUCAAAAAUAUAUACCAAAAUCACUUCUACCGAUGGAUUAUGGUGGAGAUCUACCAAACCUGAGAACACUAGCUGAUGAAUGGAACAAGAAUUUUGAAAAAUAUGCAGAAAGAUUUGACCAACUGGAGAAGUUGAAGGUAGACGAAACGCUGAGGUCAACCCCACUAAAAGACGAUGAAUUGUUGGGUGCUUAUGGACACUUCAGAAAAUGGACAUUGAUUAGGUUACCUUAAGAUAUAUUUUGUGCUACUUUUAUAGUAUACAGGGUAAUUUAGGCUCUAUUUAAACUUUCCACGCAGCGUUUUUCGUUGCACAAUAGUAAAAAUUGUUUGUUAAUAAAAUCAUAAUUGUAUCCUUCUCCCUUCAAAGCUUGGUUGAAAUUAGGAUGGCCUGGGUGAACUAGAGAUGUUCGAUAUACAUCGAUGCAUCGGAAACAUCGAGAUACAGAAUUCGAUGUACCGAUUUGACGCGAUGCAUCGAACGCUUCCGAUGUUUCUCGAUGCAUCGAUGUAUUUUAUCGAUGAAUCGAAAACUUUUCAUUUGGAAUAGGUGUACUUACUUAUUCUUCGUGUGAAAUAAUAAUUAUUUGAACAUAUAAUGCAGUCUUAAGGAGCAGGGCAAACCCUUAAUGAACAAAGAAACAGAUUAAAAGGAAAAACAUUAAAUCAGAUUUUAUUUUUACAAAGUUUGGAUAAAGAAUACUGGGACUCGGACUAGUGUUGUGCUGUUAAAUACACUGACAGCUUAUGAAAUAAUAUAUUUUAUAUGUUCACAACUAUUAACGUUCGAGUUUUUGAUAAUUUUUAUAUUGUCAGAUGUCAUCUACAUCGUUGGGAGCCCUAUUUUUGAGACAACCCUCGUAUAUCACUGUAGCUGUAUGGCCAAUAAGAACACAGAACAUAUGUAUUUAUCUUUCAUGCUUCAUCAAAGUUGGUUUUCCCAAAAUAUGGGGCCGCAGCAACUGGUUAAUGAAUAUAAAUGAUUAAUUUUAUUCAAUGAAUAAGCGUCCGGAUCUGUCAAUAGAAAUUUAUUAAUUCAAUACUCAUCAUAAAUUACGUAAACAAUAUAUGAAUAAAAUAAAUAAAAAAUACUUUAAACUAAAAUUUACAUAUUUGAGUACGUAUAAUUAUUUGUAGCUUUUAAACAAUUCUACCAGCACAGCCUGUUCUUGUCUCUUGAGGCAUUUCAUCUCCAGAACUUUAUAAAACUCUGUUAAGUGGCAGUCGGGAAGCAGCAUUUUAUAUUGCUCAACAAAAUUCUUCGGAGGAUCAACUGGUGUCAUCACCACUUUCAAAAUCAUUUCUGCUUUUGUCAGUCCUUUUGUAACCACCUUGAAUAAAAAUUGGAAAUACAGUUACAAAAUAUAUUUUCAAAAUUACAUAUUCUACAAAAUAAAGCUAUGAGAAUCAUUUCAAAUAAAAAAAAUAUGCUAGGAUUAAGUCUAUGUUAGAAGAACUACAAUGGUUCAAUAUACAAAAUUUCAUAGGUUAUUUAGUCUCAUUUCGUAUUCGAAUCAUUCAUUACCAUCACAUUUGGAAAACUUCACAAAAUUAAAUAGUCGUUAUCAUAACUACGAAACUAGAGGCAGAAUAGAUUUUCAUCUACAAAAUUCUAAUAGUAGCAUAACUAGCAAAUAUGUAUUUCAAAGGAGGGUAUCUGAAUUUAACAAAUUGAAUAGAUGUUAAACAGUUUUCGAAUUUAAAAAUGUUUAAGACGUAAUUUUAAUAAACGGAAAUGGAUUUAAAAAAAAUGGGUCACAAAGAGCCCGUUCACAAACAUUCAGGGUGCGUCAUCUAUUACUUUUUUCUAUUUGAAGAAUCAACACGAUUUUACGAGGUGAAAUCGAAUUUUUUUCAUUGAUAAAUGAAGGUUGUUUUAUGCCAUUUAUGUAUGAAAAAUAACAUCAGUCAUGUGACCACCGCGGCUUCGUUUACAGGCCAACAUCCGAACAUCAAAAUUUACAAUGACUUUUCCCAGAAUAAUCUGGUCUAUGGCCGCAAUCUAAUUCCCAAUAUUGCGCUUUAGGUCUUGAAUUGUCCGGGGACCACUCGCAUACACUUUUCCUUUCAAAAAUCCCCAAAGAAAUAGUCAAGAGGUGUUAAAUCGCACGAUCUCGGGAGCCAACUGACAUCUGAAUUUCGUGAAAUUAUGCGGUCUUGAAAUUUCGUGUGAUUGUUUGGCGAGAUGUGUGAGCCGUUGCUCCAUCUUGAUGAAACCAAAGAUCGUCGGCACCAAUACGAUCCAAUUGUGGCCACAAAGUCUGUUAACAUGCCGCGAUAACGUUCCCCGUUGACGGUAAUGGCGUUCUCUUCGGCAUCUUCAAAGAAGAAUGGUCCAACCAUGCCACCAGCCCAUAAUCCGCACCAAACAGCCACUUUUCAGGAUGGAGAGGUUGUUCAUGAUAUUGGUGUGGAUUUUCUGCCCCCAGAAUCUGCAAUUUUGCUCAUUUACGUACCCAUUGAGGUGAAAAUGAGCCUCAUCAGAAAAGAGCACUUUGGCCGAAAAUCCGUCUCCUCUUUCCAGCAUCCAAUUAACAAAAACACGCCGCUGUUGAUGGUCUGCCGGCUUGAAUUCUUGUGUUAGUUGGAUUUUGUAUGGAUGGAGGUGUAAAUCAAUGUGUAAAAUCCGGCGUAAAGUGGUCUCACUAAUUCCCAAUUGUUGCCUAGUCGAGGUGGUUGGACCUUAUCGCACACUUUCACUCUAGCGGCUGUUUUCACGAGUACGAGCUGGACGAGCAUGUUGGUAUGGUCUACGACCUUCAGCUGAACCAGUCUCCUCAAACGAUUAACAAUCCAACGAAUUCCAGGCUCUGUAGGGCGUCCUUGUCGGCCAAGACUAGUGCGAAGUUUGCGAAAAGUAUUUUUUAUAUUUCGACCGUUUCCGUAAUAAGAUAACCAAAAUGCGUUGUUGUGUUGUAAACGAAUCCAUGACUAUAAAUGGCAUACCUUUGACAGUUCAUUUAUGCAUACCACACGACUUUUGACUCACAGGGUAACACAUAAACUUAUAGGUAAAAAAAGUAAUAGAUGGCGCACCCAGUAUCUUUUAACAGGAUUGCAAAAAUACUGGUAGUAUUGUUUGGUCAGCAGAAAUAUGUACAAAACCGCGAAAAUCGCCAUUUGUUAGCCUACCAAGCAAGGUUAAAAAGUGCUUUAAAAUAAACUAAGCGAGCAAUUCUCUUUAAGGUCUUGUAGGGGAAGGUUUUGACUUUAAUUUAGACAUUUGGCAAAUCUCAAAAAUGAUUUUAGCCGGGGUUUUAAGCAUUUUUUAUUGUUUCCCCUCUCUUUUCAAGGUUUGGAAUUUUUUACAAUUUAAUUUCCAUUUGAUAUUUUGACCACCUGCUAUAAGAAGACAAGGACCAGGACAAAAAAUACGAAACAUUCAUAGGCUUACCUGCAUUUGUGAUUUUUUACACAAAUUUUGAUAUUUCUCAAAAAGGGUUAGAAUUAGAUACUGGAUCUUAUACAGGGUGGCCAAUAAAUAACUGAUUUAAAUUGCGCGCCAUUUUUUUAUGCACGCAUUUCAUAAGGUGGCGCCGUAGUAGUUAUUUGACGUACAUGUGUCCAAUUCAUCAUGGAGCGCUACUCGAUCCUACAACACGUCCGUACUGUUAAAACGGUUUACUUAAAUAAUGCGUCGAUUGUUACAACGAUUCGGAAGCUACGACAAGAUUUCGGUCGAAAUAGUGUGCCCAGUGUCAACAUCAUUCGUUAGUUGGUGAUGUCAACUGGGCACCAAGGUCACCGGAUAUAAUGGCUCCUGACUUUUUUUAUGGGGAUUUUAGAACAAUAGGGUUUAAUUGACGUAUUUUACGAGAUUUCAUUUCACAAAUAUUCAAGAUACAAACCAGUCAGUUACGUAUCGGCCACCCGGUACGAAGAAUGUAUUUAGAAUCUUGCGAAGAUUUCAAAAAUUGAAAAACAUCCAAGAUGUUCCAUUCUAGAUAAGCAACUUGGUACAUUUUGAAAAUAUUUUAGCCAAGUUCCUCAUAUCAGUUAUACCAUAACCCUAAGUUUUCAUAAUUGUCUAACGCUAACUUUCCGAGUAAUCGAUCUACGUGGAACACCCUGUAUAGUUCAUAAUUUACCUUUGUAUAUGCUGCUGGCGCAGGAUGGUUAAUCUGAGAAGCAAUCGAUGGCAGAUUCAACAGGACCGUCUUCAACAUAUGAGUGUCAAGCAAAAGCUGUUCUGCACCUUCUGAUUUAAUCGGUUUGCACUUAUAAAUACAUUGAAUAAACUUUGGAAUGAAAACUAUCCACAAACUUGAUACAAAACUUGGUGAAAUAUUUUCUGGAAUGCGAUAAAUUAUCCCUGAUUAUAGGAACUGUCGUUUUUUAGGUGUGUUGUUAUCGCCGUGAUGUACGGACUUUGGUCUCCAACUGUAUCGAAGUUCUGCCAUUGAAUCUGUGAACAAACGUAUUAUGACCGUGUUGAAAAAUAAAAAAAAAAUCAGAAAAAA